AGCGGCCAGAGAGCGGCCAGGGCAGUACAGAGAUGGAGACCCAGGGAGGGAGGGACUACCCCUCAGCUACCUCACCUUCGGAAGAGACUCCCUCUGAUCCCCCGUCUCAGGCAACCUCCCAGCCCCCCUCCAGGCCUUCCUCCCGGCCCAACUCUAGGCCUGAGUCUCGCUCCCAGCCCCCGUCUGGCCCCAGUUCCCAGCCUCCUUCCUGCCCUGAGAGCCCCAGCCAGGACAAGCCCUCUGUGAGCAAAAAGAAGAAACCGAGGGCCUCAAAAUCCCAGGCCUCUUUGUCCCAUCCUGAGACCCCCAGCAAGGACAAGCCCUCAGUUGGCAAAAAUAAGAAACAGAGGACCUCUAAGUCUAAGGAGCCUAAGCCUGCUAAACCCUCUAAGACAGCACACAUGAGGAAGAACAUCAGGUAGGUACACUCAUCUGUUCGAUAGGGUGGUUUCAAUUCCCUGUUAUCUACCCUCUCCUCUAACCCAUCCCCGUCUCCCUGUCCUCUAACCCGUCCUCCUCUCCUCUAACCCGUCCCCCUGUCCUCCUCUCCUCUAACCCGUCCCCCUGUCCUCCUCUCCUCUAACCCGUCCCCCUGUCCUCCUCUCCUCUAACCCGUCCUCCUCUCCUCUAACCCAUCCCCCUUUCUUUCCUCUAACCCGUCCCCCUGUCCUCCUCUCAUCUAACCCGUCCUCCUCUCCCCCAUCCCCCUGUCCUCCUCUCCUCUAACCCGUCCUCCUCUCCCCCAUCCCCCUGUCCUCCUCUCCUCUAACCCGUCCUCCUCUCUCCCAUCCCCCUGUCCUCCUCUCCUCUAACCCAUCCCCCUGUCCCCCUGUCCUCCUCUCCUCUAACCCAUCCCCCUGUCCUCCUCUCCUCUAACCCAUCCCCCUGUCCUCCUCUCCUCUAACCCGUCCUCCUCUCCUCUCCCCCAUCCCCCUGUCCUCCUCUCCUCUAACCCGUCCUCCUCUCCCCCAUCCCCCUGUCCUCCUCUCCUCUAACCCGUCCUCCUCUCCCCCAUCCCCCUGUCCUCCUCUCCUCUAACCCAUCCCCCUGUCCUCCUCUCCUCUAACCCAUCCCCCUGUCCUCCUCUCCUCUAACCCGUCCUCCUCUCCUCUCCCCCAUCCCCCUGUCCUCCUCUCCUCUAACCCGUCCUCCUCUCCCCCAUCCCCCUGUCCUCCUCUCCUCUAACCCGUCCUCCUCUCCCCCAUCCCCCUGUCCUCCUCUCCUCUAACCCAUCCCCCUGUCCUCCUCUCCUCUAACCCAUCCCCCUGUCCUCCUCUCCUCUAACCCGUCCUCCUCUCCUCUAACCCGUCCUCCUCUCCUCUCCCCCAUCCCCCCGUCCUCCUCUCCUCUAACCCACCCCCCUCUCCUGUAACCCACCCCCCUGUCCUCCUCUUCUCUAACCCAUUCUGUCCUCCUGUCUUCCAAACCAUCCCUUCUUCCUCUCCUCCCAACAGGAAGCUGCUGAAGGAGCACCAGAUGGAGGCAGUGACCAAAGCAGCCCAGCAGGAGGAGUUAGAGAGGCUGAGGCGUCUGGAGCAGCAGAGGAAGGACUUCACGGCACCACCCGUCCAAGAGUUUCCUCCACCAGGUGAGAGUCCUACUUCAGCCUGAACCGCUCUGGACACUGACUGUCAUAGAGGGGCUCCAUUUGGUGGUCUGUCAUACAAAGGAUUCUGGAGGGCCCUAUAAAAUAUUUUUAAUUUUUGCCUGAUUCAGUUUUUCCCCAAAUUCCGUUUUCUCUGUUUUGUUUUUCCAGGUUUCAGUUUUUUUUCAGUUUUCUCAUGUUUUCGCUCUAAAAAUCACACCUUUUUUUGUUGUAUAUAAAAACAACACAAUUGGAUGUUCUAAGUCCACAACAAUGCUUAAACCACACCAGGAGACCACUUUUGAGGUCUGUGGAAAAAUCUAAGAAAUUAAGAUUCUUGGGUGUAGUGACCCUUUAAUUCAAGUGUACACCAGCAAAGUGGCCAUUGUUUGGUUAGCAAUGUUUCUGUAGCGCUCAUGUGAUUGCAUAGUUUGUAAAUUAGUUAAUAGACCAAUAAAAAAGAGUUACAAACCUCUCUGCCAAUAACAGCUUGUUUUCAGUUUCCCCCUCCUUGCUCAGACCACUCCCAUACAGUCCUAGCAAAAUUAUUUAUUGAGAAAUUGCUCUUUUGAGCAUUUAAAUGAAAACAUAGGCUACUUUGUAGUUAACAUUUAAUUGGGAAAGGCUUUCCCAAAAACCUUCUAUCUCUACUAGAAGAUGGUUAUCAUUAGCAUCACCGCUAACAGAAACUCUAAUCGCUAACUGCAUUCCUGUGCCGUUUCAGAAAUUUGCAGGAAAAUAUGAAUCAUUGAUGCAAUUUGUUCAUGUCUUAUGAUUAAUUUGGGCCAAUUAAUGACUUUUCUAGUAAGCUAAAUACAUUUGGAUGAUUUCCUACUAAUAAGUUCAAUACAUUUUUGAAUAUUGUUGAAUACCGUUUUAAUGUCUGGAUUCCGUCUGCGUACUCCACAACACAGAUUUUAUAGAGCCCUAAUUCUGCCACCCCACGGUCGAGGGAGAUUUAUUUUCCUAACCCCUUUUACUUAUUUCUUGUCUCUCUCGCUCUCUCACUCUCCAUCCAUCUCUCUCUCUCUCUGACUUUAUUCACAUGGAACGUUAAAGCACUUACAUUGUCAAAGUAAACAUUUAACAACAAUGGUCAGUGCGCUCUUCUCUCUAUCGCUCAUCUCCCCCUCUCCUCCAGUGGAAGCGGUGUCAGGGAGGCCUGGAGACGAGGCGUUUCAGGGCCAGGGGUUGUUAGAGGCUGCUUUCCUAGCCAGGCAGGACGUAAUCUGUCUGGACAGCAGUGACAGCAGUGGAGAGGAGGAGGAGGAGGAGGAGGACGCCAAGCCACCAGCUAUCCCCACUAUCCCGCCCACUAUCAGAGACGGUAAGACCAGGAGAAGGACUGCUAAAACACAGGGAACAACCACCACACUCUGUCUAGUAGGGUUGUCACGAUACCAGUAUCACGAGACUCAAUUUUCCAUGGCAAAAAACACAAAGCAGACUUAACUAUUUGGUCCUUUUAAAGAGUCAAUGAGGCCCUUUAUCUGCUUCCUCAUAGUCAGAUGAGCUCGUGGAUACCGUUUUUAUGUAUCUUUCGUCCAGUAUGAAGGCAGUUAGAGGUAGUUUUGUGAGCGUUAGCGCAGUGACUAGAAGUCUACAGGAACAACUAGCAUGCUAGCUGUUCCCAUAGUAGUUGUUAGUCAUUGCGCUAACGCUAGUUAGCAAUUGCGCUAACGCUAGCGACUUCUUUCAAACUGCACGCAGAUAGAUAAACGGGAUACACAAGUUUAACUGACUCUGGGGAAGUAGAUAAAGGUCCUCAUUGCCAAAAUCCCGAAGUAUCCCUUUAAGAACCGGUUGUAUGUAUUGUGUGCUAUAGCUUGGAAAAUUAACACAUUUGACUCUGGGUGACAACACAAGGCUGUUUGAUUCCAAUUAGGACUUUUCCUAGAGAAAUGAAGUCUGCUUAUUAUUGUGUUGUUUCCUUGCCAUGAUAUUUCUGAGUAUCGCGAUAAAGGUAUUGUGACAACCCUGUCUACACUACAGGCUAGACCCAGACGUUCUAGGUAAAACCUUCUAGUUAGAAGGUUCCUUGGUUAGACAAACAGGAAUCUAUACACAGUUCUUGGUUAGUACUUAAAAUGCUCUAUCUAGAGGCAGCACAGAUCUGAUAAUUACUUAAUAAUCGAUGUCAGUCAUAACGUUGUUUUAGCUGUCAGGUUAUGAACGCUUAAUGUCAUGAACUAUAAAUGUCAAUUCCCCUGCUCUGAAUCAAGCCUUCUCUCCGGGACUACAUUGUAGCUCAGUUGGUAGAGCAUGGCGCUUGCAACGCCAGGGUUGUGGGUUCGAUUCCCACAGGGGGCCAGUAUGAAAAAAUGUAUGCACUCACUAACUGUAAGUCACUCUGGAUAAGAGCGUCUGCUAAAUGACUAAAAUGUAAAAAUGUACAUUGGAAAUAAAUGUGCUAUAAUUCUUUCACCUGUUAUCCUCUGAGAUUUGUACAUUUUUAACAGUUCCCCCCCCCAAAAAGUAAUAAAUACAUCUAAUCAAUCAAAUUCCUCCCCGACCCAGACGUGAUCGAGCUGAGCUCGGGGGACGACGACACACUGCCGAUCAGCAGCGACUCGGCCAAUGAUGAUGAAGGUGCGGGGGGCACGGAGGAGAGCAGCGGGGCGCACAUCAACGACUCACUCAACCAACCAGACGCCCAGGGGAGGGUCCUGGUCAACAUCAACCACCCAGCGGAGGAGGAAGACCUUUACCUCGCCCCGCAGCUGGCCCGCGCAGUCAAACCUCACCAGGUAUUACAGGGGAGCUACACUGGGUCAUCAGAAGGGUCCAGUUUCCCGUACACAGAUUAAGCCUAGUUCUGGACUAAAAAACCUUCUCAAUGGUGAAUCUCCAUUGAAAGUGCUUUCAAGUUCAGGACUAACGUCAAUCCAUGUCUGGGGUCCUCUAGCUGCUGCAUUGGACACGUAACUUUGGCUGGCGUGGGCGGAGCGUGAGCCACUUUAUCAAGUGGUCUUGGGCGUGAGCCAUAUAUACAAUUCUUGAAAAAAGAACCGUUGUAAUUUUACGCUUAGGCUUCAUUUUACAUUUUUGGGAGUGUCUCACGCUCUGCAAAAGUAACGCGGCCAGUGUAGCCUGUUAGCCCUUACCCUGCAGCCUGUUAGCCCUUACCCUGCAGCCUGUUAGCCCUUACCCUGCAGCCCUGUUUUAGCCCUUACCCUGCAGCCGUUAGCCCUUACCCUGCAGCCUGUUAGCCCUUACCCUGCAGCCUGUUAGAGCCCUUACCAUGCAGCCUGUAGCACUUACCCUGCAGCCUGUUAGCCCUUCCCCUGCAGCCUGUUAGCCCUUACCCUGCAGCCUGUUAGCCCUUACCCUGCAGCCUGUUAGCCCUUACCCUGCAGCCUGUUAGCCCUUACCUGCAGCCUGUUAGCCCUUACCCUGCAGCUGUUAGCCCUUACCCUGCAGCCUGUUAGCCUACCCUGCAGCCUGUUAGCCCUUACCCUGCAGCCUGUUAGCCCUUACCCUGUAGCCUGUUAGCCCUUACCCUGCAGCCUGUUAGCCCUUACCCUGCAGCCUGUUAGCCCUUACCCUGCAGCCUGUUAGCCCUUACCCUGCAGCCUGUUAGCCCUUACCCUGCAGCCUGUUAGCCCUUACCCUGCAGCCUGUUAGCCCUUACCCUGCAGCCUGUUAGCCCUUACCCUGCAGCCUGUUAGCCCUUACCCUGCAGCCUGUUAGCCCUUACCCUGCAGCCUGUUAGCCCUUACCCUGCAGCCUGUUAGCCCUUACCCUGCAGCCUGGUAGCCCUUACCCUGCAGCCUGUUAGCCCUUACCCUGCAGCCUGUUAGCCCUUACCCUGCAGCCUGUUAGCCCUUACCCUGCAGCGUGAGAGGUGAAGGCCAAGGUGUACCCUACUGUACAUGUAGGAAGACAGACUUCAGACGUGACACACCGUUCACUUUUUCCAUCAUCCAUCUCCUCUUCACUCUGCUCUUGAUUCACCUCUCGCUCUCACCCCUUGCUUACCAUCUGUCUCUCCUCCUCGUUCCCCUCCCUCCCAGGUUGGUGGGAUCCGGUUCCUCUAUGACAACCUGGUGGAGUCUCUGGAGCGCUACAAGGGCAGCAGCGGGUUUGGCUGUAUCCUGGCCCACAGCAUGGGCCUGGGUAAGACCUUGCAGGUCAUCUCCUUCAUAGACAUCCUGCUCCGACACACCGGGGCCCACACUGUACUGGCCAUCGUCCCUGUGAGUUGACCGAUAGGUUGGUUGUGGGUGGGUGUGUGUUCGAGUAAGUGUGUGUGUUUCUCUCUCUCUCUCUCUGUUCUCUCUCUCAUCUCACCUGUCUGUCUGUAUCGCUGUCUGUCUUCCAAGCUGUGUGUGUUUGCAUACAUCUAUCUAGCUUUUCUCUCUCUCUCUCCCCCCUAGGUGAACACCCUCCAGAACUGGUUGGCAGAGUUUAACCUGUGGCUCCCGUCCCAAGAGGCCCUGCCCCCAGAUAGUGACCCUGCCACGGUCACAGGACGCACCUUCAGAGUCCACAUCCUCAACGACGAGCACAAGUGCGUACCAUUAUAUAGUAGAGCUAGCUAACACACUGACUAGUGUGUGCGUGUUUACCAAUUUUGACUAGUGUACCUGUGUGUGCCCUCGUGUGUGUGUGUGUGUGUGUUACAAUUCUGACUAGUGUGUCUGUGUGUGCCCUCGUGUGUGUGUGUGUGUGUGUGUGUUACAAUUCUGACUAGUCUACCUGUGUGUGCCCUACAGAACCACGGUGGCCCGGGCUAAGGUAGUGGAGGACUGGUCACGUGACGGGGGUGUGCUCCUGAUGGGGUAUGAGAUGUACCGCCUGCUGUCCCUGAAGAAGAGCUUUGUGACUGGCAGGAAGAGGAAGUCCAAGAAGCCCCAGGGACCUGUCAUCAUCGACCUGGACGAAGAGGACAGGCAGCAGGAGCUCAUGAAAGGUCAGGGGUUAGAGGUUAGAGGUCGCUGCAGGGCCACUGUAGGUGAUCUAGGGCCGUAGUAGUAGUCUGAGUAGGAGUGCUGAUCUAGGAUCAGGUCCCACCUGUCCAUCUAAUCUUAUUCAUAGUGAUCUAAAAGGCUAAACUGAUCCUAGAUCAUAACUCCUACACUGAUCCAUUGAAAAUGAGAAAUUGCACACCAAUAUAACGAUGAUACAAUACAGUAUACUGAGUUGACGUUGGGGAAUAAUGCUUUGUAGAAAUCUGCAUAAAUUACCAUUAUUCAAAUGCCAAGGCUGAUGAAUUGCCUGCACAUCAAUGACAUCAUAGUGAAUGAAAAUGAUGGUAUUAAUCACCACUGAUAGUAGAUUAGAGAACGUUGUUAUUUGAUUUAUACAUCAGACAUUCCCGUAAGGUGUGUUUUUCUCUCUCUCUCUCUCUCUCUCCCCUCCACACACACCUCCACAUUUCCUCAACCUGUGUUUUACUCUCUGUCUACCCCUCCUCACCACCUACCCACCCAGGUAUCGAGAAGGCCCUGGCCAGGCCCGGUCCAGACGUGGUGAUCUGUGACGAGGGCCACCGCAUCAAGAACUACCACGCCAGCACCUCGCAGGCCCUGAAGAACAUCCGCUCCAGGCGACGCGUGGUCCUAACGGGCUACCCCCUCCAGAACAACCUGAUAGAGUACUGGUGCAUGGUGGACUUUGUCAGGCCUGACUUCCUGGGCACCAGGCAGGAGUUCAGUAACAUGUUCGAGAGGCCCAUUCUGAACGGGCAGUGUGUGGACAGCACGCCGCAGGACGCCAGGUUGAUGAGAUACAGAAGCCACGUGCUGCAUAGCCUGCUGGAGGGUUUCGUCCAGAGGUAAGAGCCAGGAUUUCGCCUGAUUUUAAUCAAUUCCCACUUUGUUCACAUUAUCAUCCAUUCACAUAUCAUUGAAACAAACCUAUCCCCUGACUUAGCCAAAAUCCUGAUCUCAAGUUGUCCUGGAGCCAUUUGUAUUGAGCGUCUCAAAGUAGCAGUGCUGGUCUAGGAUCAUCUGUCUGUGUAAUCUUGUUAAUUGUGACCUAAAAGGCAAAGCUGAUCCUAAGUCAGCACUCUGGCUCUGAUACAUUGAUACAUGCAUACGACCCAUUGUAACAUUACUGAAGAGCAGAGAACAGCCUUACUGGUGUUUAGGGAGAAUAUUUUGGGUGACCCAGGCAUCAUUCCCAAUUCCAAAUCAACCCCUAGCACCUACUCUCUCCUAUAGCUCUUUGAAUUGGCUAGGUAUACAAUAUAGUAAUAAGCUGAUUUUUGCGUGUUGUGUUUCCUCCGUGUCUGUCCCAGGCGAGGCCACGACGUGCUGCGGGACCAGCUCCCCUCCAAGGACGAGCAUGUGAUCAUGGUGCGCCUGUCGCCCCUGCAGAGGGCCCUUUACACUGAGUUUAUGAACCGCUUCAGAGAGGCAGGCAACAGCGGCUGGCUGGGCCUCAACCCACUCAAGGCUUUCUGCGUCUGCUGCAAGGUGAGUCUGAGAUUGCUGUACUAGUGCUGUGGGGUUAGACAGACAGACACAGACAGACAGACAGGCAGACAGACAGACAGACAGGCAGGCAGGCAGGCAGAGAGGCAGACAGACACAGGCAGGCAGGCAGGCAGACAGAGAGGCAGGCAGGCAGGCAGGCAGGCAGGCAGGCAGACAGACAGAGAGGCAGACAGACAGACAGGCAGGCAGGGGCACUUUAGGAUGAUCUGGACAUGAAACGUGGGGGAAAAUGCUAAUACUGGGGAUAUUGAUUUGUGCUACAAAUUCUAAAAAGUGGCCAGGUAAACAAAACCGAGCAUGGGUUGCUGUCAUACCUUGUCCAUAGACUGCUUACAGGGUAAGGAAGGAUAAGAAAACCAAUAUGUCAUUUAGUAAUCCCUUUAAGCAGUCAGUCAGACUGGCCAGGCUAAACAGCCUAAUCUUGACAACUGGACCAGAGUAACGCUAUUGGAGUCAGUUCAUUAAUCGUGUGUGUGUAUGUGUGUAGAUCUGGAACCACCCUGACGUGCUCUAUGAGACCCUUCAGAAGGAGAACCUGGCCAACGAGCAGGAUUUGGACCUGGAUGACAUCACGGCGGCCACCAACCCCCGCUGCCCUGCCCCUGGCGCCGGCCUGAAGGCCAACAGCCGGUCCAACGUCACCCUACCCUCACUCAACCCCAUCCAGGAGAGAGCCAAUCAGGUCAUCACCUACGAAUGGGUACGCCUUGACACAUCUGUCUGUCUGUCCGUCCGUCCCCCCCCCCCCCCCCCCCCCCCUUCCCUUGGUGUGAAAGAAUGACAGCUUCAUUCACCCACCUCCCGUCCUGUUCCAUGUAUCUCUGUUCAGGCCAAGGACAUCAUGAGCAGCUACCAGACUGGUGUUCUGGAGAACUCAGCCAAGAUGCUGCUGCUCUUCCACCUGAUCGACGAGAGCGUGAUCAGAGGAGACAAGAUCCUGGUCUUCAGGUUGGACCUAUUCCUACGGCUGUUUGGAGUGUGUUUAUAUACAUCAUUGGUUUUAAUGAAGUGUUUGUCACUCUCUAUGAGCAUACUUUUAUAAUAUAACUUUAUUUACCUUUUUUUUUUGCAGAGGAUGGAAAUUUGUAUUUUUGCUUUUAGCCUAUAAGUAUCCAUAAUAUGGAUGUGGUUGUAGUUAACUGACUUGAAUGUGUUUUUAACGUGUGUGUGUUUGACGUGUGUCCAUCAGCCAGAGCUUGUCCACCCUGACCGUCAUUGAAGACUUCCUGACCAGACGGCUAAUGCCAGCAGGCCAUGUCUCCCCCGACAACCAUGGCCAGAACCAGACCUGGGUCCGCAACAUCAACUACUACAGUGAGUCAUCAUCAUCCGCACGACCCUGUUCCCAUGGCAAUCACUACUACCGGGACAGUGUCGUCAUUCCCAUGGCAACCCUUUUACUCUUUUCCUGUGUCAGCUCAGCUGUGAACCCAGAUCCAAUUUAAUUUACCACUAACGUACUCUGUUGUUCCAGACUAUUAGAUUGGAGUUAGCUUGUUUUCACAGCAAAUUGUCCCAUUAAAUGUUUUUGGCUUCAAACUGAUAACUUUACUCAUCUACACUCUCACUUAGACAUUUUCUCAACCAUCAGCGCCCAUAUUCAUAAUCUCAGAAUGGGAGUGCUGAUCUAGCACUCCCAUGGUCCUCUGUAGCUCAGCUGGUAGAGCACGGCGCUUGUAACGCCAAGGUAGUGGGUUCGAUCCCCGGGACCACCCAUACACAAAAAAUAAAUGUAUGCACGCAUGACUGUAAGUCGCUUUGGAUAAAAGCGUCUGCUAAAUGGCAUAUUAUAUUAUAUUAUAUUAUAUUAUAUUAUACCCCUAUUUAUUUGUUAUAAUCUCAGCCGAAGUCUUACGGCCCCCUACUGGACUGACCACCACACUACACUCGAUCCACUAGAAGUAUGGAGGUGUCCCAAAUGGCAUCCUAUUCCCUACAUAGUGCACUACUUUUGACCAGAGCACUACAUAGGGAAUAGGGUGCCAUUUGGAACGCAAAACUAUUUGUCAGGAAUCGCCCCAUGAUGCUGAUGUGGUGAAUGUGUCUCGUCUGUCAACCCCCAGGGUUGGAUGGGAGUACGUCUGCUUCGGAGCGAGAGAGACUCAUCAACCAGUUCAACGACCCAGAGAACACCUCCACAUGGGUCUUCCUCUUGUCAACAAGGUACUAGACUGUACACACACACUGAUACGCAUAGAAAUAGAAGUGAAAUUGCUGUGGUCUCAUGGCUACAUUUAUUUACAUUUUAGUCAUUUAGCAGACGCUCUUAUCCAGAGCGACUUACAGUUAGUGCAUACAUAUUUAUUUUUAUUUUUUAUACCCCACUGUGGGAAUCGAACCCUGGCGUUGCAAACACCAUGCUCUACCACUGCCCUUUCUAAUAAUUAUAUAUCUAUACUUAUAUAUUGUUCACUCAAAUAUGCAACAAAAGCUGUGCUUUUUCCACUAAUUGGUAUUUUGACCAAUCAGAUUUUGCCUAUAAUUGGGCAAAGGAUCAGAAUUGGGCUGCCUGUGUAAAUGCAGACAAAUACACUCAAUUAGACACACUCACUCACACAAAUAUAUUUAUUCACACACAUAAUUGCAUAUAUUCCCCCUCCCUUUUGCAUACACUUGAUCAGCCAUUCACUUACACACACACAGGGUAACACACACACACACACACACACUUGUGCAUGUUGUUAAUAAGCCUGUGUUGUGUUACUUGCAGGGCGGGCUGCUUGGGGGUGAACCUGAUCGGGGCCAACCGGGUGGUGGUGUUUGACGCGUCGUGGAACCCGUGUCACGACGCCCAGGCGGUGUGUCGGGUGUACCGCUACGGCCAGAAGAAGCCAUGCCACAUCUACCGCCUGGUCUGUGACUUCACCCUGGAGAAGAAGAUCUAUGACCGACAGGUCUCCAAGCAGGGCAUGUCUGGUAAGGGAGAAGGGGGGAGUGUGUAAUGAUGUGGGGGUACAGUGAUGCACGACGUGUGUGUGUGGAAGUUGCUGGAUUCAUUUAAUUGAGAAACUUCGUAAUGAAUGGCAGCAUAUAGAAUUUGAAGUUGAAAUGUGAAUGACGGCGUAGUACAAGCCAGGGGAGUCUAAUUGGUCAGUAACACACUGUGAUUGGUUGUCUCAGUGGUCAGUAACACACUGUGAUUGGUUGCGUCCAGACCGCGUGGUUGAUGAUCUGAACCCGGUUCUGACGUUCACCCGCAAGGAGGUGGAGUCUCUGCUGCACUUUGCAGAGGAGGAGCCUGACCCGGCCAAAGCCCCUCUGCAGCCCCACAAAGAGAUGGAGACGGUCAUCAGCCAGGCCUGUCAGCUCUACCCCCACCUCAUCACUAAGGUACACACACACACACACAGAUACACACUGUCAUGUCAUGCAUCACUGUACAUCAUUACUAUGGCACACACACACACGCAAUCUAUCAACCCUGUUGAUCUGUACCCCACCAGGAACCCUUCCACCAUGAGUCUCUGCUGGUGGACCGGAAAGAGUCCAAGCUCACUAAAGCGGAGAAGAGAGCCGCUAAGAAGAGCUAUGAGGAUGAGAAGCGUGCCUCCGUGCCCUACUCUCGCCCCUCCUACGCCCACUACUACCCAACCAGUGACCAGACCCUCACCAACAUCCCAGCCUUUAACCAGCGCAACUGGUGAGUGACAAUUUCUCCAUUCUCUUACCUGCGCCAUCACAGCACUAACAUACAGGUAACUGACUAAAUAAAGGAAACACCAACAUAAAGUGUCUUAAUAGGGGGUUGGGCCACCAGAACAGCUUCAAUGCUCCUUGGCAUAGAUUCUACUAGUGUCUGGAACUCUAUUGGAGGGAUGUGACACCAUUUUUCCAUGAGAAAUUCCAUCAUUUGGUGUUUUGUUGAUUGUGGUGGAAAACACUGUCUCAGGCGCCGCUGCAGAAUCUCCCAUAAGUGUUCAAUUGGGAUGAGAUCUGGUGACUGAGAUACACACACACACACACACACACACACACACACACACACACACACACACACACACACUUUAAACCCCUUAUGCUCAUUUGAGACCUCUCUUUCAAAGUCACUGACAUCUCUUCUUCUAGCCAUGGUAGCCAAACAAAUUGGGCAACUGGGUAUUUUUAUACAUGAGCCUAAGCAUGAUGGGAUGUUAAUUGCUUAAUUAACUCAGAACCACACCUGUGUGGAAGCACCUGCUUUCAAUAUACUUUGUAUCCAUGAUUUACUCAAGUGUUUCCUUUAUUUUGGCAGUUAUCUGUACAUACCCCAUAUGUAGUCCUAUACCCCUAAUACUUCAACAGCGCUGUGCAAGCCCAAUAAGCAGGCCUAAACCACUACCUAUCCAUACAAAUGAUCCCUUUGGAUCAUUGUCACGAAACUGGCAUUUGACAACAAAAAUCACCAAAUUCCUCUUGGAUCACUUGAAUUAUCUAUUUCAUAAUUAUUAUUAUGUUUAUAUGUCAGAUAUUAUGCAUGUUAUGCAUGUUUUCAAAGUCCCCAACAGUUAUAAACAAAAGUUAAUAUAUUUUUUUACAUUGCUCACCUAAUGAAAAGGCCUGAGUCAAACAUAACACUGAUAAUACAUAGAUUUAAAAUGAAAUUAUUAAAAUGUAUUUUCUAAUUUCUCAUUAACUUAAUGAAUAUUUUCUGUCAUCUUCUGAAUCUUGUUUUUUGUCAUAAUAACUUGUGUAUACAUGCUAUUUUUCUGUAGGGUGUUCACCCAGAAAAUGAUUAUUUCAUUCAUUGUUUAUUAAUCAAAUCAAAUGUUAUUGUUCUGGCCUAAUAACAUAAGAAAUAAUACAUUAAAAAAACAAAAAUACUGCAAAGUUUCCAAAGAGCUCGAAGCAAGGCAGCCCUCUGUCGCCGCCAUUUUCUACUACCUAUAUGGUUCAAACGUUCGACGGUUUACUCAGAGGAUUAAGCAUGAUUAAAGUGAAUAGAAUGUUAUUACGGCCAUGGUCAAAAAGUGGUUGCUGCUCAAUAGAACUGUCACUGCUCCAUGGGCAGAACGGCGCUAACUUCAAAUGUCAACUGACAAGCUAGCUAGUGGCUGCAGAUGUGUGUGAUAACAUGGGCUUUUUCUAAAUGAAAUCCGCAGAAUACCAAACAAAAUUUUGCCUGUAUGUACACUGAGUAUACCAAACAUUAGGAACACCUUCCUAAUAUUGAGUUGCAACCCCCGCCCCCUUUGCCCUCAGAACAGCCUCAAUUCGUCAGGGCAUUGACUCUACAGGGUGUCGAAAGCGUUCCACAGGGAUGCUGGUCCAUGUUGACUCCAAUGCUUCCCACAGUUGUGUCAAGUUGACUGGAUGUCCUUUGGGUGGUGUACCAUUCUUGAUACACAUGGGAAACUGUUGAGCGUGAAAAACCCAGCAGCAUUGCAAUUCUUGACAAAAUCAAACGGGUGCGCCUGGCACAUACCAUACCCCAUUCAAUGGCACUUAAAUAUUUUGUCUUGCCCAUUCACCCUCUGAAUGGCACACAUACACAAUCCAUGUCUCAGUUGUCUGUCUCAAGGCUUAAAAAUCCUUCUUUAACCUGUCUCCUCCCCAUCAUCUACACUGAUUUAACAAGUGACAUCAAUAAGGGAUCAUAGCUUUCACCUGGAUUCAUCUGGUCAGUCUGUGUCAUGGAAAUGUUUUGUAUACCCCGUUCACGAAAAUGGAUCGCUCCUACAGACAGUGAGUUACGUGGCCUUUAACUUGUGCUCAUCUAAGUACUACUCAUCUAGAUGAUGCAUCAUGGGUGAAUUAAAAAUGUAUUUAAAAACUGAUUGGAGUUUUUACAGGAACUUGAAAAAGUGUUACGGUAAUGAGACAUGUCCACAGACACUGUUUUAAUGUAAUAAAUGUUAUAGUAAAAUGUAAACUUCAGCUAGUUUACCAUUGUUAUGAAUGAUGGACAUACUACAGCAACAUUAUUUGUGUUUUAUUCUAAUAAGUUAGGUUUUUCUAAAGUAAGAUUGUAUAAAAUGACCUGAGAAUUUAAUCCGGAUCUAUUUCGUUAAUGAGAAUUAGGGGUGAAUGUUCACAAAAUUCAAAAUAAAAUGUAUACAAAGUAAGACACUUUGCCAUAAACUAUGCAUCUCACUCUUCAGAAUGAUAGUAUAUUUUUGCAGUUGUGUCAUGGUUUUGUAACUGUAUUUUCUACGGACAUGGUAAAAACUGGUUUCAUGAGAAUCACCCUUCUAGCCUCCAAACUCAACCAUGCCAUCUGAAGCUAUCAUCUGUCUUGAAAACUGUCCCACAUCAGACUGUGUAUGAUCCUCAUCCUUGUGUGUUUUGGAUCCACUAGGCGUCCCAUAGCUCGGGGUGAUGAGAAGCCCGUGGCCAGCGUCCGGCCCGUCCAGUCCACCCCCAUUCCCAUGAUGCCUCGCAUGGCGGGCAUGGGCGUGGCGGGCUCCAGCUCAGGGGUCAGCUUCCCCGUCAACUACCUGCAGAAGGCUGGCGUCUACGUCCAGAGGAUCGUCACUACUACUGGUAAAAUACAUUUCCCUGCAGGGACAAUAACGUUUGAAUUGAAUAUAAUUGGUGCUGAUGAACACUGAUACGCUUGCCAUGGUCCUGUUCAUUAGGGCACACCGUAGCAAAACGGUUUGCGACAUAAAAUGGAAAUGAGCAUUUCUUAUUGGAUUACGUUUAGAUAGUACCUCCCCUUUUUCAGAGCGCUUUCUUACGUUUUGUGCCUACUGAAUACGACCCAGGGGUAGGUUUAAGGAAUAACUCCUGGUCCUCGUCAGGUGAAAUGCUGUGGGGCUGCAUUAGGAUAGGGUUUAUGUCCCAAAUAGCACCCUGUUCCCUAUAUAGUGCACUACUUUUGACCAGCGUAGGGAAUAGGGUGCCAUUUGGCAUGCAGCCGUGGUAUUGUUUUGACGUCUUUGACUCCUUGUUUUUGACCUCUCAGAUAUAGUGAUCCCAGGAGCCAACAGCACCACUGAUGUCCAGGCCCGUAUCGGUGCAGGAGAGAGCAUCCACAUGAUCAAAGGGUCCAAAGGUAACAAGAACACAGCCUACAGCGCCUUCAGAAAGUAUUCAUACCCCUUGACUUAUUCCACAUUUUGUUACAGCCUGAAUUCAAAAUUGAUUAAAUAUAUGUUCUUUCCUCACCCAUCUACACACAAUACCCCAUAAUGACUAAGUGAAAAAAUGCUUUUAGAAAUGUUAGCAAAUUUCUUGAAAAUGAAAUAUUAAAUUUACAAACGUAUUCACACCCGUGAGUCAAUACUUUGUAGAAGCACCUUUGGCGGCGAUUAUAAGGUCCUUGCCCGGUUAGUCAGUUUGGUCGGACAGCCAGCUCUAGGCAGUCUAUUUUUUUCAUUUGCCAAUGGAGACCACUGUGCUAUUGGAAACGAUCAACACUCUACAACUUGUUUUAUACCCUUCCCCAGAUAUAGGCCUCAUCACAAUUCCAUCUCGGAGAUCUACUGACAGUUCCUUGGACUUCAUGGGAUAGUUUCUGCUCUGACGUGCACUGUCAACUGUGGGAAACAGCGUUUCUUUCUAAAUCAUGUCCAAACAAUGGAAUUGGCCACAGGUGGACUCCAAUCAAGUUGUAUUGACAUCUCAAGGAUGAUCAAAGGAAAUUGGAUGAACCUGAGCUCAAUUUGGUGUAUCAUAGCAAAGGGGUGUGAAUACUUAUGUAAAUGAAAUAUAUUUCUGAAGGCACUAUAUAUACUGUAGAAGCUGUGGCCCCUUAUCUACCUGCAUGUGUAGUCAAAUUAAUUCUCUACCUACUCUAAUCCAAAUACUGUACACACCUUAGAGUGGUUUACAACAGCCACAUGGGCACCUGAAUUCCCCAAGUUAUCUCAUUUAGAUAAAGGGCUCGGUAAAUUAACCUAAGCAUCAAAACUGACUGGUGCUUCCCUGCAACCGUAUAUUUUACUGAAUACCUUUUAUACUUUUAUUAGCUAAUGUCAUGAGAGGAGGGGAGUAAGUCAGCAUUUCAUUGCACUGCGUUAACUUCGCUGUAUCCCGUGCAUAUGACAAAUAAAGUUUGAUUUGAUUUGCUAUCAUCCAUUAACUGCGGUCUUCCUCACAGGUACCUACAUCAAGACCAAUGAUGGGAGGAUUUUUGCCAUCCGCUCAGGGAAGCUCAGCAGAGCAGUGCAGGGAGGAACUUCUACCAACAGAGGUGCACUAUACUUUAAAUUACAUUACAUUUGAUAAGGACUCCAUUUGACAGGAUAUGAUAGAACCGAGUGACUUGGUGUACAGACUACAGAGAGGACCUAGAACCGAGCCCUGGGGGACACAAGUAGUGACUUAAGGGAAUGUAGUUGUAGCACUGUUUGAAAAAUGAAUAGUUACUCUAUUUUGACCCUCUCUUUUCCUCAGGUUCCCAGGUUUCCCUUCUUCGCGCCAUCGGUAACGGCUGUUCGUCUCCCGCGGAGCGCCAACGGCUGACCCCCGAUAGCGCCUUGUGGCCCUCCACCCCCGAGAGCCCCGAGAUCCUCCGAGAGCUCAGCCGCUACGCCGUCACCGCAGAUACCAUUGCCGUGGGCAAUGAGCUGCCGUCACCAUCGGACACGUUUACAGGGGACAGAGGGGGAGGGAGCAGAACACAGCAGCACAAUCAGACCACAGAAUCGGACCUCAGCCGGCAGUUCAGAGCGGACAUCGGAAUGAGCAUCAGCGAGGCUCUGCAACGCUCCAAACGCAAGAUGGCCGAGAGCCAUGGACACAAGCAGGCGGGGGGCAAACGCAGCUCAUCAGCAGCCGGGUUCCCGGGCCUCUCCCUGGGCAGCAGCGGCCUCAGCUUCCCCCCCCUGAACCAGGCCCUGGAGGGACACAUGAGCCACCCGCUGCUGAUGGGAGGCAGUUCCUCGUCCCCCUUUCUCCAGUCAGCAGGACAGACUCUGGGAGACCUGCAGGCCAUGUUCCCCUCGGCAGGGGCAGAUCUCCUCAGCCACGCCUCCUCAGCCACAGGAAGCAACGGACACCUCCCCUCCUCCUCCUUGUCCCCCACCUCUUUCUCCUCCUCCUCCACCAACACCAUGCCCGUGUCCUCUACCUCCACCACCCUACCCCCCUACCUGAUGAAUCCCAGUGUGGCCGACCUGCUGUCCCCAGGCUUCCCUCUGAACUACAGUCAGUCCCUGCUGCCUGAUCCCAGGAUGUACCCCAACACCCUGGGAGGAGGCCCAGCCAGCUCUGGAGGAAGCUCCAGCUUCCUCUCCCACUUCCCCUCUUCCCCCUCCAGCCUCCUGGGUGCAGCUCUGAGCCGGCCUGACACCCAUCACAUGGCCACGGAGAACGGUGGCAGCAGCUCGGACGAUGAUGUCAUCGAGGUGACAGGACAAUGAGCCAGCAUUCAUUAACCCUGAGGUGGAUAAGUUGAAAAAACAGACCUAACCCUCUUAACCACCCUCCACACACACACAAACACGCACACAGACUCUCCUAUGAGCGAGUGAGUGAGAGGGAACGAGUCGUACCUCAAUGUGCUUACCAAGAGAAAGUAACAAAAUCCUUAUGCUGAAUAUCUUACUGAAGAGACUGAAGAUUUGCCCGAGCCCCUGAGGUUGGUGAGGCUGAGCACCAGAGACCACAGAUGGGAAUGGAUGGACUUGUUGUUGUAGGGGACCAGUUGGAUACACAUGGGGCUUCCAAGCACUGCCUCUCCUGCUAUAUCUUCUAGCAUGGCCCAGCCAUGCAGUUAUUUUAUCCCCAUCAUGAUUACUGAGGCCAGUCAGGACACUAUCUGCUCGGAGCUCACAUCAGAUGGAACUAUGUGAUCGUCUGUUGGACCGUUAGCAUUCGAAAUGUAAAAAGGUGAUUUUAGAGUCGUUAGCUGUUUGAUAGACAUUGUAGUAAACCCUGUUGGAAAGGAAGAGAAGACAAUAUACACUCCCCUACGAAUUUAUUUGGACAGUGAAGCUAACAUUUUAAAUGUGGCUCUAUACUCCAGCAUUUUGGAUUUGAGAUCACAUUUUUCAUAUGAGGCAACAGUACAAAAUAUCACCUUUUAUUUGAGGGUAUUUUCAAACAGUGAAGGAAAAAAGUAUUUGAUCCCCUGCUGAUUUUGUACGUUUGCCCACUGACAAAGACAUGAUCAGUCUAUAAUUUUAAUGGUAGGUUUAUUUGAACAGUGAGAGACAGAAUAACAACAACAAAAUCCAGAAAAACGCAUGUCAAAAAUUGUAUAAAUUUAUUUGCAUUUUAAUGAUGGAAAUAAGUAUUUGACCCCUCUGCAAAACAUGACUUAGUACUUGGUGGCAAAACCCUUGUUGGCAAUCACAGAGGUCAGACGUUUCUUGUAGUUGGCCACCAGGUUUGCACACAUCUCAGGAGGGAUUUUGUUCCACUCCUCUUUGCAGAUCUUCUCCAAGUCAUUAAGGUUUCGAGGCUGACGUUUGGCAACUCGAACCUUCAGCUCCCUCCACAGAUUUUCUAUGCGAUUAAGGUCUGGAGACUGGCUGGGCCACUCCAGGACCUUAAUGUGCUUCUUCUUGAGUUGCCUUGGCCAUGUGUUUUGGGUCAUUGUCAUGCUGGAAUACCCAUCCACGACCCAUUUUCAAUGCCCUGGCUGAGGGAAGGAGGUUCUCACCCAAGAUUUGACAGUACAUGGCCGCGUCCAUCAUCCCUUUGAUGCAGUGAAGUUGUCCUGUCCCCUUAGCCGAAAAACACCCCCAAUGCAUAAUGUUUGACAGUGGGGAUGGUGUUCUUGGGGUCAUAGGCAGCAUUUCUCCUCCUCCAAACACGGCGAGUUGAGUUGAUGCCAAAGAGCUCGAUUUUGGUCUCAUCUGACCACAACACUUUCACCCAGUUCUCCUCUGAAUCAUUCAGAUGUUCAUAGGCAAACUUCAGACGGCCCUGUAUAUGUGCUUUCUUGAGCAGGGGGACCUUGCGUGCGCUGCAGGAUUUCAGUCCUUCACGGCGUAGUGUGUUACCAAUUGUUUUCUUGGUGACUAUGGUCCCAGCUGCCUUAAGAUCAUUGACAAGAUCCUCCCGUGUAGUUCUGGGCUGAUUCCUCACCGUUCUCAUGAUCAUUGCAACUCCACGAGGUGAGAACUUGCAUGGAGCCCCAGGCAGAGGGAGAUUGACAGUUAUUUUGUGUUUCUUCCAUUUGCGAAUAAUCGCACCAACUGUUGUCACCUUCUCACCAAGUUGCUUGGCGAUGGUCUUGUAGCCCAUUCCAGCCUUGUGUAGGUCUACAAUCUUGUCCCUGACAUCCUUGGAGAGCUCUUUGGUCUUGGCCAUGGUGGAGAGUUUGGAAUCUGAUUGAUUGAUUGCUUCUGUGGACAGGUGUCUUUCAUACAGGUAACAAGCUGAGAUUAGGAGCACUCCCUUUAAGAGUGUGCUCCUAAUCUCAGCUCGUUACCUGUAUAAAAGACACCUGGGAGCCAGAAAUCUUUCUGAUUGAGAGGGGGUCAAAUACUUAUUUCCCUCAUCAAAAUGCAAAUCAAUUUAUAACAUUUUUGACAUGUGUUUUUCUGGAUUUUUUUGUUGUUAUUCUGUCUCUCACUGUUCAAAUAAACCCACCAUUAAAAUUAUAGACUGAUCAUUUCUUUGUCAGUGGGCAAACGUACAAAAUCAGCAGGGGAUCAAAUACUUUAUUCCCUCACUGUAUAUACAGUGCCUUCAGAAAGUAUUCACACCUCUUGACUUAUUCCACAUUUUGAUGUGUUACAGCCUGAAUUCAAAAUGGAUUAAAUAAUUUUUUUUCUACACACAAUACCCCAUAAUGACAAAGUGAAAACAUGUUUGUAGACAUUUUUUUAAUUGUAUUGAAAAUGAAAUAGACAUCUCACUUACAUAAGUAUUCACACCCCGGAGUCAAUACUUUGUAGUAGCACCUUUGGCAGCGAUUACAGCUGAGUCUUUCUGGGUAAAUCUUGAAGAGCUUGCACAAACCUGGAUUGUGCAACAUUUGCCCAUUAUUCUUUUCAAAAUUCUUCAAGCUCUGUCAAAUGUGUUGUUAAUCAUUCAAGUAGAUUAAAGUCAAAACUGGAACUCGGCCACUCAGGAACAUUCACUGUCUUCUUGGAAAGCAACUCCAGUGUAGAUUUGGCCUUGUUUUUAGGUUAUUGUCUUGCUGAAAGGUGAAUUCAUCUCCCAGUGUCUGGUGGAAAGCAGACUGAACCAGGUUUUCCUCUAGGAUUUUGCCUGUGCUUAGCUCCAUUCCAUUAAUUUUUUUAUCAGUUUUAAAGUUACAAUUGGCCUCAUGGUGAAAUCCCUGAGCGGUUUCCUUCCUCUCCGGCAACUGAGUUAGGAAGGACACCUGUAUGUUUGUAGUGACUGGGUGUGUUGAUACACCAUCCAAAGUGUAAUUAAAAACUUCACCAUGCUCAAAGGGAUAUUCAAUGUGUGCUUUCUACCAAUAGGUGCUAUUCUUUGUGAGGCAUUUGAAAAUCUGCCUGGUCUUUGUGGUUGAAUCUGUGUUUUAAAUUUACUGCUCGACUGAGGGACCUUAGAGAUAAUUGGGGGGGGGGGGGGGGGGGGGGACUUGUUAAGCACAUUGUUACUCCUGAAUUUUAGGAUUGCCAUAACAAAGGGGUUGAAUACUUAUUGACUCAAGACAUUUCAGCUUUUCCUUUUUAAUUAAUUUGAAAAACAUAAUUCCACUUCGACAUUAUGGGGUAUUGUGUGUAGGCCAGUUACAAAAAAUCUAUAUUUAAUCCAUUUUAAAUUCAGGCUGUAACACAACAAAAUGUGGAAAAGGUCAAGGUGUGCGAAUACUUUCUGAAGGCACUUUAUCUGUAUCUAGUCCCCCCAUUUGAAUACGUUUUUUUCUUUACAUAAGUAUUUGGACAAAUUCACUUAUAGUGUAUUAAAGUAGUCAAAAGUUAAUCUGUGGUUGGUCAAUACCUUUCUCAGUCUGUGAUGUCAUGUCAAAAUCAUUAUGUGAGUGGAAUGGAUCGGGUCUCAAGGUUAUUUUUCUCCACUGGAAUAAAAUCUGCAAAUGGACUUGGAAUAAGCCUAUUGGAGUUUCAGUUUAGUCUCUACUCCCUAUUUCACCAUACACUCCUCACAACCUCCACUCUACCCACCCACUACUGCUUACAGCCUGUUUCUAGUUGGUCAUAUUUUUCUCCACCUCAGAACCUCCUUAACCUUUUUCUAAUUGGCCAUGUCUAUCAAAUGAUUUAGCCAAUCAUCCCAGUCCUUUUAAAAGGGAACACUUUCUUUGAAGGAGGAGUCCCCAUCCUCCCUCUCAAUCAAAAUAGUGUUACUGUGCUUAUUUCUUAGUGGUAUCAUGAAGAGAACAUGAUCCAUUUUAUUUUUUUAUAACAUCUUGAUAAUGUUAGCUUGCCUCGACUAGUUUGUCAUUUAUUUAUGAUGGAAACGAAUUCAUCUGUUACUUAUUUUUGUAAAUUACUUAUUUUUGUCUCCGUUGAUCUUUUGACCAGUGUCUGUGAAAGAGCAGAGCAGAGGCACAGACUGACUGUGAGAUCGGGAGGGACAGUCACCCCAUGUAUCCAGCAUAUGACAACUGUUACUUCGUUAAUGUUAUUUUAACAUAAUAAAACACUUCUGUGUUGUUUCUUCAUUACACUGACAUGAUUUUUAAUGGGCUUUGUAUGUUCUAUGCACAAUGUUUUUUGAACGUAGUGCAUUUGGAAAGUAUUCAGACCCCUUGACGUUUUCCACAUUUUGUUACAGCCUUAUUCUAAAAUGGAUGAAAUCAUUUUUUCCCCCUCUAAUCUACACACAGUACCCCAAUGACAAAGCAAAAACAGGUUUUUUAAUUUUGCUACUUUAUUAAAAAUAAACUGAAAUAUCACAUUUACAUAAGUAUUCAGACCCUUUACUCAGUACUUUGUUGAAGCGCCUUUGGCAGCGAUUACAGCCUCGAGUAUGUCGCUACAAGCGUGGCACACCUGUAUUUGGGGAGUUUCUGCCAUUCUUUGCAGAUCCUCUGCAGCAUCGCUGCACAGCUAUUUUCAGGUUUCUCCAGAGAUGUUAGAUCGGGUUCAAGUCUGGGCUCUAGCUGGGCCACUCAAGGACAUUCAGAGACUUGUCCCUAAGCCACUCCUGCGUUGUCUUGGCUGUGUGCUUAGGGUCGUUGUCCUGUUGGAAGGUGAACCUUCGCCCCAGUCUGAGGUCCUGAGCACUGGAUCCUUACUCGUCUCCUAGUCCCUUCCGCUGAAAAAUCCCCACAGCAUCACGCUGCCACCACCAUGCUUCAUCGUAGGGAUGGUGCCAGGUUUCCUCCAGACGUGUCGCGUGGCAUUCAGGCCAAAGAGUUCAAUCUUGGUUUCAUCAGACCAGAUAAUCUUGUUUCUCAUGGUCAGAGUCCUUUAGGUGCCUUUUGGCAAACUCCAAGCAGGCUGUCGUGCCUUUUACUGAGGAGUGGCUUCCGUCCGGCACUCUACCAUAAUGGCCUGAUUGGUGGUGUGCUGCAGAGAUGGUUGUUCUUCUGAAAGGUUCUCCCAUCUUCACAGAGGAACUCUGGAGCUCUGUCAGAGUGACCAUUAGGUUCUUGGUCACCUCCCUGACCAAGGCCCUUCUCCCCCGAUUGCUCAGUUUGGCCAGGCGGCCAGCUCUAGGAAGAGUCUUGGUGGUUCCAAACUGCUUCCAUUUAAGAAUGAUGGAGGCCACUGUGUUCUUGGGGACCUUCAAUGCUGCAGAAAUGUUUUGCUACCCUUCCCCAGAUCUGUGCCUCGACACAAUACUGUUUCGUAGCUCUAUGGACAAUUCCUUCGACCUCAUGGCUUGGUUUUUGCUCUGACAUGCAUUGUCAACUCUGGGAGCUUAUAUAGACAGGUGUGUGCCUUUCCAAAUCAUGUCCAAUCAAUUGAUUUUACCACAGGUGGAUUCUAGGAUGAUCAAGGAUGAUCAAUGGAAACGGGAUGCAAAGGGUCUGAAUACUUAUAAGGUAUUUCUGUUUUCGCUUUGUCAUUAUGGGGUAUUGUGUGUAGAUUUGAUUAGUUUUUAUUUAAUCAAUUUUAGAAUAAGGCUGUAACAUAACAAAAUGUGGAAAAAGUCAAGGGGUCUGAAUUCUUUCCGAAUGCACUGUAUAUGCACAUGGAAAAACACCAAUAUGCAAAAUGUAUUUUUUAUUGAAAUUGCAUCAAGAUAUAAUUUUGACAAAACAUGUCAACAAUGAUCAGUAAUAAUCUAUAGUAUAUUCCAAUAAUUAUGUUUAACUCUACCUUCAAUUGCACUCCUGCAGCUGGGAAUCUAUGAAACACCCAUGUGAGGAUAGUGGAUUUGAAUAUAACGCAGUUAUGAUGAAUGUAUCCAGUACGAAAUAUGUAUGCACUCAUUAAGUCGCUCUGGAUAAGAGCGUCUGCUAAAUUACUCAAAUGUAAAAUGUAUGAUGCAACUAUGCGUACGUCCUUUCCGUAAAACAAUUGAGGGUGAUGGAGUUACAGAAUGGAUGGGAGCAAACACUACACAGUUUGACACUUCAUUGCAGUCAGUCUACCACAUCAGUAAAUAUGACAUCUUACGUUUUUGGCUGGAAUUUCACACCUCAGUGUAAACUAGUACACAAAUGUAUCACCUUAUAAAAACAAAUGAAUCACAAGAAAUGUGCUUUGGUCCAUUCAAGCCUAAAGGCAAAGAAAAUCAAGCAGCAUCAGUGGCCUCUAGGAGUUGUUUGCAUGGUUGACAACCAAUAUUAGUACUUCCUUAGACACAUAACAGGCUUUAUUUUUCUCCUUGGCUCUCAGAUACAAAAUACUACUGUACUAUACACUACUAAAUACUCCAAGGACUGAGGCCUGUCAUGAAAAAAACAUCCCAAAAAAGGCAGAAGAUUAGCAGCAGUGGCGCUCUCUCGUGGAAGCCUUAUGUUCCACAGAGGAAGUUAGUAAGUAUACACUAAUAAACUACACUACCGCUUGUAAUUCUCUGCAAUAGUACUGUGCGAUGCUAUGCUCAUUGGUGAUUCCAUGCACUUUUUUGCUCAAGGUAGAAUUAACAUACUAAAAAUGUAAACUUUAAAAUUAGAACUAAUUCAGCAGUAGAUGUGACAAAAUCAUAAUUGCACCAAUGUAAGGCACCGCUACUUUUGGGCAUUAGGCAAAAUGCAUGUUGGUCCUCCAAAGAGAGCCCUACGGCGAGCUCUACAGUAAAGCUUUUAUUAAAGCUUCAUUUGAAUACAGUAAUAGUUUAUGGCUGCUGUUUGUGAGCUUGGUGUUGGUGGGCCAGCCUGGUUAGGACACCAGCCGUUUCUUAGCCAUGUAGGUAUUGGACACCUGGCUCAUGAUGACCAGGGUGCUGAGGGCAGGGCACAGUGCUGCCAGGUACCAGGUGUAUCCUCCCACAACGCCUGUAAACCACACUGAGCAGAUGCCCAGGAGCAGACUGACACUGCCCAGCAGGUAAGUGACUAGGCCGGACGCUGCGUGGUAGCGCUUCAGCCUAGCCAGGGACCAGCCCUUAGCCAGGGAGUGGUAGAGGAGGGGCAGAGCGGCAAGAGACUGCACCCCUACAACGCACACCGUCCCCAGGCCCACCAGGCCGUGCCACGAGGCGAAGUGGGGCUUGUCGUUCAGGUGCUUGUUGUAGAAGAUGGAUGCCAGGCCCACAGUGGCACAGCUGGCACAGAGGCACUGCAGGAUCCAGUGGACACGCCCCUUGGUCUUGUGGGGAAGCUUCUGAAUGGGAGAGCAAUGUGGAGAGAAGAGAAGCACAGCCUCUGUCAUGAAGAGGGAGAACUAAGAGGGAAGAGGGGGAUCAAUAGGAGAUGGGGAGAGAACGGCAAGAAAAGAGAAGGUGAGAGUGGUGGAGGAAAGAUGGAA
Molecule: messenger RNA, 24698 nt
Organism: Coregonus sp. 'balchen'
Lineage: Eukaryota; Metazoa; Chordata; Actinopteri; Salmoniformes; Salmonidae
Source: the annotation of a GenBank genome assembly